AUGGCUUCCAAGGCUAUUGCAACCAUGGCUUUUCUACUCUCUCUCAACCUUCUUUUUUUCACAAUGGUCACUUCAACUAAUGUCGCUUGCCCACCACCAUUGAAGACUCCAAAACACACUCCACAACACUCACAACCCAACCUUCCUACUAAUAAGCCAGCCACUUGCCCCAAGGACACCCUUAAGCUAGGGGUGUGUGCUAACUUGUUGAAUGACUUGGUGCACCUUGUUGUGGGAACCAAGGUUUUCAAACCCGGACCGUUCAUUGAACCUUAA
Messenger RNA from Quercus lobata, 276 nucleotides. Its product is annotated as 14 kDa proline-rich protein DC2.15-like. Bases 1 to 276 code for a protein of 91 amino acids. Lineage: Eukaryota; Viridiplantae; Streptophyta; Magnoliopsida; Fagales; Fagaceae. The transcript has a single exon. The record is from RefSeq and is a predicted model, not a curated record.